Messenger RNA from Vicia villosa (hairy vetch), 826 nucleotides. RefSeq lists its product as uncharacterized. The transcript has a single exon. The coding region runs from base 128 to 544 and encodes 138 amino acids. Lineage: Eukaryota; Viridiplantae; Streptophyta; Magnoliopsida; Fabales; Fabaceae. The record is from RefSeq and is a predicted model, not a curated record.
CUCCAAUAGCAUUGAAGUUCAUUUACUUUUCAUUCAACCACCCAACUGCAUCUUCUCCUAUAUAAAAGGAGAACGCUAUUGAUUGUUAUAGUAUACUUUUGAGUGAGAGAGAAAGGUGAAGAGAGAAAUGAGUAAGUGGUGCAUUUUGGUGGUUUUGGCUGUUGCUGUAGUUGCAACAAGUGCAAGAAAUGUGCCUGCUGGAGAAGGUGGUUUGAAGGACGAGAAGACCUUUGGUGGGUUUGGUGGUUUUUCAGGAAUAGGUAACAAUGGUUUUCCUUUUGGUGGUGUAGGUUUUGGCGGUGGUGGUGACGCUGGUGGUGGCGGACUUGGUGGACUAGGCGGUGGUGGAUUUGGAGGAAUAGGAAGUGGUGGUGGUGGGCUCGGUGAUGCUAAUGGACUAGAUGGUGGAGGCCUCGGUGGAAUAGGUGGUGGUGGACUCGGCGGUUCUUCUGGACUCGGAGCAUUCAGCGGGUUAGGUGGUGGUGGAUUGGGUGGAUUGGGUGGACUUGGUGGUUCUGGUGGUGGUGUCUUUCCUCAACCUUGAGUGACAAGUUAAUUACUAUAUAUGGAAUUUACUAUAUUUUACUAUUCUAAAGAAAAAAUAAAAGUUAUUUAUAGUGGCUUUAUUAUAGUAGGUUUAUUGUUAUUAAAGUUGUUUAAUUUUAGUGUUUUAUUAAGAUUGUGUUUUUGACCUACUGAAACACUGUUAGCUGGUACUAGUUUAUUUUGUUAUGAUGUAUUUUGCUUUUUAAUUUCUAAUGUAAUGUAAGGGAUAUCCAUUUCAUGAUCUACAAUACAAGUUUAUUAGUUAAAGUUGAAAUUUAAA